AUGUCGACAACAACAGGAGCGUUCAUCGCGGGAGGAAUCGCAGCAUGUGGAGCUGUCACAGUGACCCAUAGUUUUGAAACAGUCAAGAUCCGACUACAACUGCAGGGAGAACUACAAGCAAAAUCCGAAGCGGUCAAGAAAUACAAGGGUGUUUUCCACGGUGUCAAGGUCAUCUUACAGAAUGAGGGUCCCCGUGGGCUGUUCCGAGGCAUCGGUUCCGCUUACAUCUAUCAAGUGUUGCUCAAUGGCUGCCGUCUAGGAUUCUACGAACCCCUGCGCAAAACUCUCACAACGUCGAUCUAUCAAGACGCCCAAGUCCAGUCAUUGGGUAUCAAUGUCUUUGCUGGUGCUGCCUCAGGUAUCAUCGGUGCUGCUGCAGGUUCUCCGUUCUUCCUUGUCAAAACUCGUCUGCAGUCUUUCUCGCCGUUCCUUCCAGUUGGUACGCAACACAACUAUCGCAACUCGUUCGAUGGACUGCGGAAGAUCUACACUUCUGAGGGAGUAGGCGGGCUAUACCGUGGUGUUAAUGCAGCCAUGGUCCGGACAGGUUUCGGCAGCUCUGUCCAGCUGCCCACCUACUUUUUUGCUAAGCGUCGCCUGGUCAAGCAUCUGGGAAUGGAAGAUGGCCCCGCUCUUCAUCUUGCCAGUAGCACGGCUUCUGGGUUUGUCGUAUGCUGCGUCAUGCAUCCUCCUGACACUAUCAUGUCGAGAAUGUAUAACCAGACCGGUAAUCUCUACAAGGGCGCAUUGGACUGUUUAUUCCAGACCAUUCGUAAAGAGGGUGUACUUGCUAUUUACAAGGGCUAUUUUGCUCAUUUGGCCCGUAUUUUGCCUCACACUAUCUUGACCCUCAGCUUGGCCGAGCAGACCAACAAGCUCAUGCGCAGAGUUGAGGACCGAUUUCUCUCUGACUCCAUGAAAGAAGCACUGUGA
This is a messenger RNA of Aspergillus bombycis, 933 nucleotides long. Its product is annotated as putative mitochondrial oxaloacetate transporter (Oac). The coding region runs from base 1 to 933 and encodes 310 amino acids. The record is from RefSeq and is a predicted model, not a curated record. The transcript has 6 exons. NCBI's taxonomy places the organism in Eukaryota, Fungi, Ascomycota, Eurotiomycetes, Eurotiales, Aspergillaceae.